Pogonomyrmex barbatus (red harvester ant) is the source of this 1295-nucleotide messenger RNA. RefSeq names its product transcription factor TFIIFbeta (gene TfIIFbeta). Gene Ontology annotation, cellular component: transcription factor TFIIF complex. Gene Ontology annotation, biological process: transcription by RNA polymerase II; transcription initiation at RNA polymerase II promoter. The record is from RefSeq and is a predicted model, not a curated record. NCBI's taxonomy places the organism in Eukaryota, Metazoa, Arthropoda, Insecta, Hymenoptera, Formicidae.
GAAUCUUGAUGGAAGUAGUUUCAGUUCAAUUUCAGAUCAGUUUAGUUCGGUUUCAGAUCGAUUCGGAUUGUUUCUCUGGAAAUUCUAGAGUUCGAAUUAAAAGUUUUAAAUGAGUUCAAGGAUCUCUUGAUUUAUAAAUUUAAAUCAACUUUAAGUCAAUUUCGAUUAAUUUUAAAUAAUUUUAGAUAGUUUUGUUUUCUCAUUCAUAUUUUGCAAGGAAUAAUACAACGAUUAUAUUAUUGAGAAAAAGAAGUAGACAUUUUUCUUCUGUCACAUACGAACACGGCACUGAAAAAAUAAUAGCAAUAAUGUCUGUGAACGUACAUGCCUCGCACACGGAAAAGGAAUUAGAUUUAAGUAACGCUGGCCGCGGUGUGUGGCUCGUCAAAGUACCUAAGUACAUAGCUAACAAGUGGGAAAAGGCACCUGGCAAUAUAGAAGUCGGCAAGUUGAAAAUCACUAAACAUCCUGGACAGAAAGCUGAAGUAUCUCUCAAGUUAUCGGAAGCUGUCCUAGCUUUGAAAGAGCCUGGAGAAGGAGAAAUACCAAAACAACAUAGGUUAGAUGUCACAACAGUUACCAGACAAAUGCUAGGAGUAUUUUCUCAUGUUGCCCGUAAGUUUAAUGAAAUUUCUAAAUUUAAUACAUUUUCAGCAAUACUUAUUGAUUUUACAGCCACUGCAAGCUCAGAUGCAAUUAUUCCAGAAACAGAAAAACUCUUUAUGGAAGGAAGAAUUGUACAAAAAUUAGAAUGCAGACCAUAUGCUGAUAAUUGUUACAUGAAGUUGAAAUUAGAAAGUAUCAAGAGAGCUUCAGUGCCACAAAGACAAGUCCAACAAUUAGAUAGAGUUGUGCAAAACUUCAAGCCUGUGUCUGACCACAAACACAAUAUUGAGUAUGCGGAAAAGAAGAAAGCAGAAGGAAAGAAAAUGAGAGAUGACAAGGAUGCUGUACUAGAUAUGCUUUUUGCAGCAUUUGAAAAACAUCAGUAUUAUAAUAUAAGGGACCUCGUAAAAAUCACAAGGCAACCUAUUGUUUAUCUUAAAGAAAUACUCAAUGAAGUUUGUAAUUAUAAUUUGAAAAAUCCUCACAGAAACAUGUGGGAAUUGAAACCAGAAUAUCGACAUUAUAAAGAAGAUGAAAAAUCUGUAGAGAGCACUUCGAAGAAAGGCAAUGAUUCAGAAGAUGACUGACUAUUUCUUAAUUAUUUGUAUAUACAUAUUUCUGUAUAUGUUUAUUUAUUAUUUUAAGUAAAUUUUAUCGAGAUUCUUAUAAUAUAGUUGCUGUACAAAAAA